Xenopus laevis (African clawed frog) is the source of this 3040-nucleotide messenger RNA. RefSeq names its product copine-2-like (gene cpne2.L). Lineage: Eukaryota; Metazoa; Chordata; Amphibia; Anura; Pipidae. The record is from RefSeq and is a predicted model, not a curated record. The coding region runs from base 494 to 2128 and encodes 544 amino acids. The transcript has 16 exons.
GGUAGAGGGGAGGUAGCAGACAGAGGCAUGGCAUGAAGCCUGGUACAAUGGGGUUCAGGUAAGACGUGGGCACAAUUAAGGGAUAUCGAGAUGGUCCCCUGGGUGAGAGUUUGGAGAAAGGAGGAAAUAAGGAAGCGCCAGGGCAGAGUAGGAAAGAGGCAAAGUGAAGUGACAGUUGAAGGAGGGCAGUUGGCUCCCCUCCGGGUUACGAGCGUAUUAGCGCUUUCCUCUUCCCACCCAGAGGGGAGGAGACGGCUGCUCAGACUGUGAGACAGCGCGGGACAGGGCAGAGAGACAGUCCGGAGAGACUGCAGGAUAACGCCCCCGGCAGCCCGACAGAGAACGUUGAACCCACAAGUACCUUCCAGGGAGAAAGAAGCGUUUACGAUAAAUUCCUGGAGCCGGAGCCCGGGGCGGUGUUUCACAUGGCAGUGAUCAGGGAGACUAGAGAAGCGCUGUGACAUCGAGCGAUUGUCUUAAGUUAUUGGAGCCGAUGGCGUACACAUACACGUCUUCCCCCGCUGGCCCUGUUGGGAGUCAGUACUGUGUCUGUAGGGUGGAACUCUCAGUCUCCUGCCAAAAUAUUCUGGACCGAGAUGUAGCUUCCAAGUCUGACCCAUUCUGUGUUUUACUUCACGAAGUUAAUGGAAAAUGGUCUGAGAUCGACAGAACCGAAACAACCGUAAACAACCUAAAUCCUGUGUUUGCCAAAAAGUUUACCAUCAACUAUCACUUUGAAGAGGCGCAGAAAUUAAAGUUUGCCUUAUUUGACCAGGACAAGUCAAGCACGCAGCUCUACGAGCAUGACUUCCUGGGGGAAUUCUCAUGCACACUUGGAAUGAUUGUAUCCAGCAAGAAGAUAACACGACCUCUGAUUCUGGGGAACGGAAAGCCAGCAGGGAAGGGAGUCAUAACGGUAAUUGCCCAGGAACUAUCUGACAACAGGGUGAUAACACUGUGCAUGGCUGGGAGGAAGCUGGACAAAAAGGAUCUCUUUGGAAAGUCUGAUCCAUUUUUAGAGUUUUAUAAGCAAGGGGACGAUGGAAAAUGGAUGUUGGUCCACAGGACAGAGGUUAUAAAAUACACUCUGGACCCAGUAUGGAAGCCAUUUACAGUUCCCUUACAGUCUUUGUGUAAUGGAGACAUUGAGAAGCCUAUAAAGGUCGUGUGCUUUGACUAUGAUAAUGACGGAGGACAUGAUUUUAUUGGAGAAUUUCAGACCACUGCGAUCAAAAUGUGUGAGGCUCGUGAUUUCCAACCUGUAGAGUUUGAAUGUAUCAAUCCAAAAAAACAGAAGAAAAAACGAAGCUAUAAAAAUUCAGGAGUAAUAAUUAUUAAAUCUUGCAAGAUAACAAGAGAUUACUCAUUUCUUGAUUAUAUACUUGGAGGAUGUCAGCUAAUGUUUACAGUUGGAAUUGAUUUCACUGCAUCAAAUGGAAACCCUCGAGAUUCAUCAUCUCUGCAUCACAUUAACCCCAUGGGAACUAAUGAAUACCUGUCUGCACUAUGGUCUGUUGGACAGAUUAUUCAAGAUUACGAUUCUGAUAAAUUGUUUCCUGCUUUGGGCUUUGGUGCACAACUUCCACCUGACUGGAAGGUGUCUCAUGAAUUUGCCAUUAACUUUAAUCCUACAAGUCCUUUCUGUUCAGGAGUUGAAGGAAUUAUAGAGGCCUACUCAGCUUGUUUACCUAACAUACGGUUUUAUGGACCAACAAACUUCUCUCCAAUAAUCAACCAUGUUGCACGAUUUGCAGCCCAAGCAACACAGCAAGAAUCUGCAGCGCAAUAUUUUAUCCUCCUCAUUAUAACAGAUGGUGUCAUAAGUGACAUGGAUGAAACCCGACAUGCUAUUGUCCAAGCCUCCAAGCUGCCCAUGUCCAUUAUUAUCAUUGGGGUAGGAAACGCAGACUUUUCUGCCAUGGAGUUCUUAGAUGGAGACAACCGAGUUCUGAGAUCCAACACCGGCGAAGAGGCAUCACGUGAUAUUGUACAGUUUGUGCCAUUCCGGGAAUUUCGCAAUGCACCCAAGGAAACUCUGGCUAAAGCGGUUCUAGCAGAACUUCCACAGCAAGUGGUAGACUAUUUCAAGAACCAUAAUCUGCCUCCAAUUAAGUCUGACAGUGUAUAGCUAUGACUUAAAACUGCCCACAAGCAAUGAGAUCUGUGUACAUUAUUUGUAUUUACCCACCCUGACAAUAUGUAGAAGUACCUCAUUGCUUGCCACAUUGUGAGGGCAUCAUCCUCAGAUUGGAAAUCUGCAAGUGUGUUUGCCAGUUUUGUAUGGGGGGGGGGUUGGAAGGAUAUUAUCCUAUUUUAUUGUCAGUUGUUGAGUUAACAAGGAGGUUCAAUGCAAAAUCAUUAAGAGCCACAGUUGUAUGUAUUUUUUACUUAAAAUUAUGGUGUUCAUUUAGUUAAUUAGUUAUUUGCCUGGUUUUCAAAGCACCUGGACCCCACCUUUCCCUCACCCCACAGCCAUAUUUUUCCUCAAUAACAAUUUCCAUCAAGAAAAACAAAGGCCUUCUUAUCUAUAUUAUUAGAUAUUACUAAUGUUGUAUUUUCCCUAAAAACGUGAUACCUUAGAAAUAAUAACACCAAACCAACAGUACCGACCAGAGUUUGCCAUGGAGGGCUCAGGGAUUAGCAAUGGUCACAGGUUAUGUUAACAAUGUUAAAUGUUUUAAAUAUAUUUUAAAAAUAAAAUACAUAUCAUUUUACAGUGCCAUUAGCUGUUCAAUGGGAAAUUAGACUUAAAGGGGCAAAUUCACUAAGAGCCGAAAAUGCACUAGAGACGGCUUCGCAUCACUUCACCACACUUCGCCAGGUGUAGUUUCGCCAGGGCUGCUCAAAUUCACUAAAAUCCGAAUUUGCGCCCAGGGAGGUGAAAGGUAGCGAAGCCUAAUUUGCAUAUGGCGCCAAGUUAAAAUACAAUGGACGUAUAUGCAGCAUUAACUACACAAACCUAGAAAACAUUCAUUAAAUAAAAUAGAAGUCUUAUAUUGCCCUACACAUAUGCCCACUAUAUAGUUUAGGUGCCAUAUGU